UCCGUCAUGAUCGCGUCAGCUGGCUUCUAGUUGCCCCACCUCUUCGGAAACAAGUCGUCCGCGCGCGUGUUUCCACUAGCUCGCGGCGGCUGCCCGCUCGAGCAGUCUUCCGUCCACUUCUCGUCUCCUCUGUCCUCGAACGCGUUCCCGACUCGCGGCCGUUCCCACAGAAAUCCGGUUCGCAGAAGGAUAACGACGGGAGAGGCCUGCGAUCGAUAAGCUCGCCAGCUUCGAGAUCUCGCUUGGAUCGCGCUCUUUGUUCCAGUCGAAGCUGCCAGUUUCCAGCCGAUCGAUCGGAUUCGGAUCGAACAGAUGUGAGGCUCAUCAGAGGGAUCGCGGCGAGAUCCAGAUCGAUGAAAGUGUGUCUCGCGUCCGAGUAACGGUGUGCGGCUGUGAACGAUGUGAGGAAGAGAUCUCGGCGCGAGAAAAUCGAAGGGGCGAUCGAUCGAGAUCGUGGAGCACCGUUGGAGGAUCGUGGAUGGAGAAGAUGAGCGGCAGAAGGAGAGUGUUCAGCGCCCUGGACGGGCUAAAGUGUGAUCGUGCGAUCGUAUGGUCGGUGUUUUUGUGGUGUCUGGUAUCUCUGCCUGCGAACGUCCACAGUGCCACCACGCCAGGGAUAUGCUCCAUGGACGGAUGCAACUGCACCGUGAAGGCGCACCGUUGGAUUAACGUCAAGUGCGUCUUCUCCGACGACCAGGACGUGGAGUUACUGGAGGGAGCCGUUCCAUUGGAGGCGAUGGAGGUGGAGGUCUCUCACUGCAGGGAGUUGAGGAUCCAGUCGGGCGCGUUCGCGGAUGGGGCGCCUGUGAAACGGGUGCACGUGUCCGGUAUCUACAGCGUGGUGGCCAAGAGGCAGGCCUUCCAGAAUCUCAGCGCCCCGAACACGCAUCUAGAGGUGUCCGAGUGCAACAGCGUGAUCCUGGAGAGCAACGCGUUCAGGAACUCGCGGGGGACGCUGAGCGUCUCGAUAUCGAGAUGCAGGAACGUCGGGAUCAAGCCCAACGCCUUCUCCAGGCUGCUCUGGAUCAGGGUCAGGGAGGUGCCCACCCUGGAGCUGUCUAGCAACGCGUUCAAGCUCGAGGCUUCUCAGCACGGCAGGCAUGGACCAGCGACAAAGAUUAUGUUCCAAAGCGUGAGAAUCACGGAGUUGCCGACAGCGGUGUUCCCAUCGGCGGUUGCGGAGGUGCAGAUGGACGAUAUCUGGACAAAGGUGAUCCGCAAGAACGCCUUCUGCGCCAUGACGAUCUUCAGCGUGACGAUCAGCAACGCGUCGAUCCUGGAGAUCGAGACGGGAGCGUUCAGCGAGCGGGCGUUAAUCCACAGCCUGGAGUUCGCCGACGUGAGAUUGAAGAGCAUAGAGAGAGGAGCCUUCCGGGCUGGCCACGACAACCUCACGAUACAAUAUUCAAGACUGUCCGAGGUGGAAACCGGCGCCAUCGACAUAUCCGCUGCCACGGUCAGCUUCAACAACAACGAAUUCCUGAACCUGCAUCAGGGUGCGAUCACUCUGCACCAAUGGAAUCACAUAGCCAUCGAUUACAACCUGUUCGUCGACCUGGAGACGGACGCCAUCACGGCUGAGGUGGACGCAACCUCGGCACCCAACUUCGAGUUCUCUUUCACCGGGAACCACGUGGAGAGGGCGAGACCGGGUUCGCUGAAGUUCGCGGCCAUCUCUCAACGAGUGAACACUGCCAGGGUCGGUAAUAAUCACUUCAAGGAGAAGUGCAGAUGCGGUUUGGACAAUUGGAUCCGUGACGUGACAGGCAAGAACAGCUCGGUGUCGUGGAUGAUGGACUCGAGCUUCUGCAUGGUCGACCAGCUCCUGGACAGGUGCUUCAAUCUGCCCCAGGGCUACAUGUCUAUGAGGAACUUCACGAAGAUCAUCUGCGGGCCUGGGGAUCACAUUCUCUGCGAGAAGCCGUCUGCCAAGCCGGAACCAAGUGUCAGUCCACCCAGUGUCGGUCCUCAUGUGUAUCCCAGGCACAAGGGCUACUUCGACGUGGAGAUGAGCGAUUCCGAGCAAUUGCAGCGCGAGAAGCGAAUCAUCGUGGUGAUCUGCGUGUUAGCUGUAUUCAUCGUGCUGGUGGUCAUCUUCGCUUCCGGAAUCCUGUACAUGCGUCGCAGUGGCAUCUGUCCGAAACUCACGUCCGGUCAUCUGAUGAAUGUCGCCAGUUGGCUGUCACCCAGCAGCGGUAUGACGGCUGCUACCUCUGCCAGGUCGAUAUCCAGGUUGAGCGUGCACGAAUACGCGGGUCUUCAACCGGAAACACGGAUUCUCGACGUGGAAACGCAGGCAGAGGCAACGGAGGAAGACGACGAGGACGCUGAAGGACUCUAUCCCUACACCGAGAACAAGGCUACGCAAACGUUACCGGAGGAGCUGACAGAGGAGUACCUGAGGGAUCUGAGAGAGAGACUGAACGAUCCUGAUAAUUACAAUCAAGCGAGAGACAUGAUAGAACACCUGUACGAUCUGAUCAAGGUGGAGGAGAGCUGCAACAAUAACAACGACAGGCAACCAUCAGGUAGGGACGAGAACGCUUACGACGUGAUUCGACCAAGGCAGAGGAGAGCCAGGGGUACCCCAAAGCCAUCCGUCAGCGUCGGCACCAAGGCACCCUCGUUGGAGAAAUUAUUACCCAGCGGAAUACAACCCAGGCCACCUCUGACGGAAUACACGCAACCUCGCGAUCAGAAGCCCACCGAGCAGAAUCACCUGUACGCCGAGCUACCCGGUGACGAGACCGUACCCAGCACCAGUCGACUCUCUCAGCCCAUCCUGGCCACCUUGGCUGGAAGAGCGCCGCAACCACUGCCCCCUGACGUGGUGAACGAUCACCUGAUCAACGAUCACUCGAAGCAACCCUUCUGCACCCCCAAGACUGAGAACCACAGGCCCCCGGAGAGCCCCAAGUUCGAGGCGCCCAGGAACCAGGGCAGACCCAUGAGCUUCCUCAAGGCCCUCGGCGAGAGUAUUCUCGGGGGAGCGAAGACCAGCAACAACAAGAGGCCCAACUCCCUGCUCUGCGAAUACGCCGAACCGUCCGACGCCACUGCUCAUCUCUACUCAGAGCUACCCGAGCCUCAAACCUCCACUCCGGCGAGCAAGAUGGCGAACAGGCCGCUACCCACCAAACCCGACCAAGAGUCCGCGAACAUGACGAGGGCAUAACGAACGCCUAUCGUCGAUUGUCUGUGAUAAUAAGUGCGCGAGAGUGGCAAGACUGCUACGGAGAAAUCGUGCUCUCUCGUUUCCUUCUCUUUCCUAAUCGUUGCUCCUCCGGCAACGAUGAACUCGUGCCUGAUACACGGACGUGUCACACUCGAGUUGCACGCAGCAGGAACAGUGCCAGAUUUGCAAGCAUCGAACACUUUUUACGAUACUAGUUUAAGGAGCUUUUGUAAAAAAGAAAAAAGAAAAAAGAUUGAAAGGAACCUUGUUCGACUUCGUCGCGUCCCUUGCUUUGUUCGCGAGGAACAAGCGAUCCAUUGGAGCGGCGAAAGACGAGUUCUAUUUAACGACUGGCCCCGAGACGCGGAUGUAUCAUAGAUUUAUAUAUAUAUAUAUUUGCUUCGUCAGGUAUUAUUAAAGGAGUAU
This is a messenger RNA of Eufriesea mexicana, 3601 nucleotides long. RefSeq lists its product as uncharacterized. The record is from RefSeq and is a predicted model, not a curated record. NCBI's taxonomy places the organism in Eukaryota, Metazoa, Arthropoda, Insecta, Hymenoptera, Apidae. Bases 479 to 3175 code for a protein of 898 amino acids. The transcript has 4 exons.